Gossypium raimondii (Peruvian cotton) is the source of this 1072-nucleotide messenger RNA. RefSeq names its product RING-H2 finger protein ATL52. The coding region runs from base 118 to 930 and encodes 270 amino acids. The transcript has a single exon. The record is from RefSeq and is a predicted model, not a curated record. Lineage: Eukaryota; Viridiplantae; Streptophyta; Magnoliopsida; Malvales; Malvaceae. Gene Ontology annotation, biological process: protein ubiquitination.
GAGAAGACCAAAGUGUUUCAGCUGUUUUAAAAAACACUACAAUUUGUCCAUGUUUCAUCUUUUUAAAGUUACCACCACAAGUUGUACAGUUGAAAGAAAACCCGUAGAUGGUGAAUCAUGGAUCCGGCAAAUGGUGCUCAAGAUUCAGGGUCCUUUCUGACUCCUUUGUUGAUUUCCUUGGCCGGCAUAGUUGCCACUUGUCUAGCACUAAUUGUAUACCAUUUUUUACUUGUCAAAUACUGCCUGAGAUGGGGAGAUCAACCGGAUGAUGCUACAAAUCCCUCCAUAGCAACUGGGCUUCAACAUAAAAUCCUGGAAACAAUUCCAAUCCUGUCUUUCUCCAGGGAUAAAGAUGAAGAAUUGGGCACUCAUCAAACUGAAUGCGCUGUUUGCUUGGGAGAACUAAAGGAAGGGGAGACUAUCCGCUUGUUGCCAAACUGCAGGCAUUUGUUUCAUGUCCCGUGCAUUGACAAUUGGUUUUUGGCACAUUCUACCUGUCCUAUUUGUCGAACACUUGUAGACUAUACUAGUUUAGAAUCGCCUCCGGCCAACCAUAUUGGAGGAGAAAGGGUUCCGUAUUUGGCUCGAAACAUCGGACAAGGUGGCGAUCAGGCCUCAUCAACUUCCGGGGUUCAGUCAAAUACUUUGUUAAGACAUUGUCUGCCCCUGGUGUUCCCUAGAGAAAGUAAAACACAUGUGAUCACAGGGUUGAAGGGAUCCUUGUCAAUGGAUCAGUUCCACAUAUACAUUAACUUAAUAGAUGACAGUGGAGAUGCUUCUUCUUCAACAUCAAAGAUGAUUUUGUGGAAGAGCAAUUCUUGUAAGGCUCCAUCUAUGAGACAGUUGGAUCGAAUGUCUUCAUUGUUGAGGUCUUUCUCACAAUUGCGAGUAGGUAGGAGUAGAACCAGUGAUGGAAUUCUUCCUUAUUAACAUGAUGUUUGGAAACAAAAAUUUGGUUGAUGCUUUCGGUUGCUUCGAAAAUUUACUUCAUCCAGGUUCAUAAUCCUAAAUCAUGUUUAUACUCUGUUUAUUAAAUUUCCAAGCCCUAUAUUCGGAAAAAAAAAUUCUAAUA